This is a messenger RNA of Planococcus citri (citrus mealybug), 3144 nucleotides long. RefSeq names its product connectin-like. Bases 449 to 1912 code for a protein of 487 amino acids. The transcript is spliced from 4 exons. NCBI's taxonomy places the organism in Eukaryota, Metazoa, Arthropoda, Insecta, Hemiptera, Pseudococcidae. Gene Ontology annotation, molecular function: protein binding. The record is from RefSeq and is a predicted model, not a curated record.
UUUCAUUCCUCGUUAGGAUUUUUAGUGAUAUGGUUAUUUUAUUGUAUUAUUACCGGCCGGUAAGCUGUUCCUAAAUGUAAUGUUCGGAAGUGCAAUUAGAUUUGUGUCGUACGUACGUGUUUAUUUUUUACGUGAUUUUUAAAUUUUUUUCUUUCAAUAUCGCGAAAUAUUUCUGUAUUUUUGUUGUUGAAUUUUUACGUAUCGCAUCAAUUUUUUAUAUGAUCCAUUGCGUGUUUUAAUACUUACUAACUUACGGUGAUUGAUUGUUGAAACCGGUUUAAAGGUGAAAAUCAAAAUUUAGGUGCUUGAAAAAUCGCGUAGUCUUAUCUAUUUUCGAAAGGGUUCAACAUGAAGAAGACAAUGCAUUAAUCAUCAUUACAUCGUACGACGAGGGAAACAUAAAAUAUUGUUUGUGAAAUAAGAUCGUGUCGUCUUCGCAGUGCCAACAAUGAGGGCGCUGUUUUCCAUACAUAUCUGGCUAUCGGUGGUGUUGGUCGUGUGCAGUACUCGUCGUCAGGAUAAGAAAAAGUUCCACCACAAGUUCAGCGAGCCAUCGAACGUAGACGAGACGAUAAAUAUAUGCGAUUUACAGACGUUUCGCGAAAUAAAUGUUCAAUGUCAUUGCGACAGCGAAACGUAUUCGAACGCUACGGAGGCCAAGUGUUGGAUAUUUAAUGAAGGCGAAAAAGAAGAUUCUUUCAUUUGGGAAGAAUUCCGAUCUCAGCCUAAAUUACGUAUUUUGGAAGUGAACGUUCGCAGUACCCUUACCUACGUACCUACCAAAGCAUUGAGCAAUCUGGCCGAAUUGAGUUCGUUCACUUUAAUGUAUGGCAAUAUUACCAGAAUUGUACCGUACGCUUUUGCCAAUCUAACGUCUUUGGAAAGGCUCGAACUGAAACACAACAAUGUAGAAGUGUUGGAAAAAUACAGCGUUUCGAAUUUACCAAGCAUGAAAGAAAUAACUUUAAGUAAUAACGCCAUCAAAGAAAUCAGCCGCGAUAUAUUUAAGAAUCUGCCGUCGUUGAAACGUUUGUACAUCGAAGAAAAUUCUAUCAACGUGGUGCAGGAUUUGGCCUUUUCGGAAUUACGAAAUUUAGAAGAAUUGGAAAUGCAUAGGAAUCAAAUCACAGCCAUAUCGAGAAACACGUUCGCAGGGCUGAUGUCGUUGAAAAGGCUAGAUUUACAUUCCAACUUGUUAUCGGAAUUGAAAGAUUUUACGUUCGCCGAAAUGCCCAAUUUGGUGGAAUUAUUCGUCGACCAGAACAUGAUCGAGAGUGUCGGCGAGAAAGUAUUCUACGCCCUUAAACGUUUAGAUAGGUUAGUGAUGGCCGAAAAUAAACUACAUAUUUUACCAGACAACGUGUUCGUCAGUUUACCUCAUUUACGAGUAUUGGAUUUACGGGAUAAUCUUCUGCAAACGUUCACUUACGAUACAGCGUCGCCAAUUUUGGAUAAAUUGAAAAACGAAUCGUUCUAUUUUCAUAUCGAAGGUAAUAGGCUGGAAUGCGAUUGUAACCUAUCUUGGAUCCGAACACUGGCCAACGAAACAGCCAACACUCAGCUGAGAUCGAAAUUGCAGCAGCUUUCAUGCUACAUGAAAGGCGACUAUUACACUAACGACGAUAGCGAUCAAGAAAUUAACACGAAUGGACUUACCGAUAGCAGAUUAUUAAGGGAAGGUGCUCUAAGCAGUAGUCGUAACCUAGAGAAUAUGCCUGAGAACGUUGAUCGUAUGCUGAAACUAUUCAACAUUCCAGCCGAAACGUUACCGUGUCCGGAGAAAAGACAAGCUAAUGAGAAUCCACUUAUGGAACAGAUGUCAAAAAAUGAACGUGCUAGUGGAAGUCCUUGUGUGUUAUUAAAUUUCAAAUUAUUUACUUGUUUAUUUUUAAUGGCGGCGUUUGUUUUAUAAUUCAUCGAUUUAUUUUAAUAAGCGAUUUCAUCUGUAUAACGAUGUUGUAUAUUACUUAUUUCCAAAGUUUUUUUUUUAAUAUUUUAAUUUUUAUAUGAGUAUGAUGAGGUGGUUCAAGAAGCGGAGUCUGUUUUGUUAAUAGGUUUUCUGAAUUAGUUGAGGGAUGAAGCUGAGCUAAUUCUCGAUGUGUAGAGUGAAUUUGUUUUUUUGGAUUGUUGGAUCUUUUAUCGUUCCACCUUCAGUGUUUUUAAUAAGCCUGAGCAGAGCAAAAUUUGAAUAACUAAGAGUAAGUAAAUGAAUCCUAUUCAGUUCUCAAGUACUAUAAUCACUUGAGCUAGGAUGACCGAAGACCCUGCAAUCGAAAGAAGAAUACUCAUUUUACAAAUCCAAUGGUCACUCACCUUGAUUCGUUUACCUAUAGGUACCUACUAUUUGAAAAGUUGUCGAUGAAAUGACAUCUCUCUUGAAACCACCUUAGAAUAUAAAUAUUGUUUUUUUUUUUGCUUUCAACGUUUCUCUCUAUUUUUCCCCCUCGUGUAUUUUAUUAUGUAAAUAUUGUACAGCAUGUUUUUUUCUUUUUUAAAAAAACAUAAAAUAUGUACAUUUCUUGGACGAUUUUCAUAAUAGGUAUACGAUUUAGUUCCUAGGUGUAUUGUAUCUAAUGUAGUAUGUUCACAAUUUCGAGCAAAGGGAGUAUAUGCUUUGAGAAGACUGAGCGAAAAUACUCGUUUGUUUGCAGAAUGUUUUAAAUUUUAAGAAAUUAGUUAGUUAUCAUCUCACUUUAGCUUAAAAUUACUUUUUUGUUGAAAUUUUUUUUUAUUUGUUAAAAAAAAAACUUACUUGAAACGUUAUGCAUUUGAAUGGCCUAUGAACGUACUAGUGCCCUGUUUUUAAUUAUUUUUUUACAUGAUCCUUUUCCCCCCGUCCUGCAAUGAAUCUCGAUACAUAUAUUUUCCUGUUGUUUCGAAUUUCUUUUUAUUUCCAUUUCAUCGUACCUACACGAGAAUAGACCACGAUGCGGGUUAUGUUAACCUAAUUUUUAUACGGGAGUUGAACGAACAAAUUUUUCAUCUUUAUUAAUUACUAUAGGCAAUCACGGAGAUGAAUUUUUACUUUUUUUUUUAAAUUUAUUUAUUUCGAAGAUGUACGUUGACGUAUGAUUUUUUUGGCGUUUUAAUUGUAAUUUUUAUAUUUUCUUUUAUUCAAUAAAUUUGCUUUGUGCUUUUAUAAUA